GAGAUACGUAACUGACAAAGUUAAUAUUCAAAGACAAAUAUUUUUCAACAGAUCACCGUCAUUAAACCUCGACAAGACAAAAAAUCAUCGUACUUGAAAAGAAACGUGAUAUAAAGUUGUUUCUCACAUUGGUAGUGUUUAUAAUUUAGUCUAUGACGAUAACUAUCUAAUGAAAAUAAAUCAUUUUUAAUAAUUUGUGGGAUGAACUUUGUGAAAAAGUGAUUUGGUGCUUGUACGAUCAUGUUGACUUCCGGAGAAGAUGUUAGUAAAAACCCUAAUGGAGAUAACACAAACAUUCGUAGAAGACGAACCGGUGUAUAUAAAAUAUCAUCAGCUUCGGAAGGUUUUCUAUUCAAGGACAACAGCAUUCUUAGUACAUUGAAUAUUGGAAAGAGAAAAAUAUCCGAAGAAAUUUUGCCACCUGGUAGCCCUGGCAUCUUCCGGCAAAAAGCUACAACAUGUGAUCACUUAUCUUUCACUGGAUACGCUAGAGUGGCAAAGCAGUCAUUCGGUAACCUUCUGUCAAGAAAAAUGGCGACCACCUCAAGUCAGACUGCAGUGCCUUGGCCGAAUACCAAAGAUGAUUACGAACUGGGAAAAGUUAUCGGAGUUGGCGCAACUGCAGUUGUUCAUGGCGCCUUAUGCAAACCCAGAAACGAAAAAUGUGCCAUUAAACGUAUAAAUUUAGAAAAAUGGAAUACAUCGAUGGAUGAACUCCUAAAAGAAAUCCAGGCUAUGAGUAGUUGUAAUCAUGAAAAUGUCGUCACUUACUAUACCAGUUUUGUUGUAAGGGAAGAAUUAUGGCUUGUCUUAAAACUAUUAGAAGGUGGCAGUUUGUUAGAUAUAAUCAAACACAAAAUGAGGGCAACCAAUUGUAAACAUGGAGUGUUUGAUGAAGCAACUAUCGCCACUGUUCUGAAAGAAGUUUUAAAGGGAUUAGAAUAUUUCCAUAGCAAUGGACAAAUUCAUAGGGACAUAAAAGCUGGUAACAUCUUAUUGGGUGAAGACGGUACUGUCCAAAUUGCUGAUUUUGGAGUUUCCGCCUGGCUGGCUACAGGUCGAGAUAUAUCCAGGGAGAAAGUUAGGCAUACUUUUGUUGGUACACCCUGUUGGAUGGCUCCAGAAGUAAUGGAACAGGAUCAUGGUUACGAUUUUAAGGCUGAUAUUUGGUCAUUUGGUAUCACAGCUAUAGAAAUGGCUACUGGUACUGCACCUUAUCAUAAAUAUCCUCCUAUGAAAGUGCUUAUGUUGACUCUUCAAAACGAUCCACCCAGUCUUGAUACAGGAGCUUCUGAAAAAGAUCAAUAUAAGGCAUAUGGUAAAACUUUUAGAAAACUAAUAACGGAUUGUCUUCAAAAAGAACCUGGAAAAAGGCCCACCGCGGCCGACUUAUUAAAACAUACCUUUUUUAAAAAGGCAAAGGAUAAAAAGUAUCUUCAGUCAACGUUAGUAGCAAUAGGACCCAGUUUAGAAACCAGGGUGCAAAAGGCGUCUAAACGGCAACCUGGUGCUUCCGGACGUUUGCACAGGAAAGAAACGGGAGAGUGGGUUUGGUCUAGUGAAGACGAAGAUGGCGGAUCGAGUGAUAGCGACAACGAUAUUAAGCCUAUGAAUACUUUAGUAUCGGUAGGAUCGUCGGGUUCGGAUCACGAUGAACCUAGCGAAAUUGGCGAUCCACCACCGGUGAAUCUGGUUCUUAGGAUGAGAAAUGCGAAAAGGGAAUUGAAUGACAUUAGGUUCGAAUUUGCUGUCGGUAAGGAUUCUGCUGAAGGUAUAGCUAGUGAAUUAGUUGGUGCCGGUUUAGUAGAUGGCAAAGAUAUUAUGGCUAUCACGAUAAACUUGCAGAAAUUAAUCGAACAGAGGAGUACUAUGAAAGUAGUCACGUUCGCUUUGAAUUCGCCUUUACAUCCCAACGAAGUUCCAGAUGACAAAGCCCUGGUAGGGUUCGCCCAAAUUUCCAUAAUGGACUGAAACAGACUGGUUUUUCCCCUCUCUUGAUGCAUACCAUUUUCUUUUCUGGAAUUUACUGAUCAUUGUGUACAUACUGUAGAUAGGUUUUAUAAAAUAUAUUAUAUUAGUUCGAUUUUAUGUCUCGUAAACCGAAAAGGUCAAUACAUCCAUUUAAAAUUCUGAAAAUUAAAACCUCGAUUUCGUAUUUUUUCGGAUACUUAGGGUAUUUUACUAUCGAAUGCAAUUUUUCCAAAACUGUAAAAUGUAGAUUAGCUACUUGGCAACCCGUUUUGUAAGUACAAACAUAAGACACGCCUCAAAAUAAGUCUGAAUCGAAUAAAAAAAUAAUGAUAUUGAAUCGUUUAUUGUUACAAUGUCAAAAUUUCAAUAAUUUAUUAUAUUUUGUAAUUUAAUUCAACGAGAUGUAUCAAAAAUGUAAUUACUCCCAGUAAAAAGUAUUUUCCAUAAUUAUAGUCAAUUUUUUUUUAAAUUUUUAUCCAUGAAAAUAGAAUACUAUAAUUAAUUUUCCCAUUUCAGAAAUUAAUUCAAUAGUGGUGAGACAGCUCCUAUUACGACAAUUUCUUUUCUUCUUCUGCCUGCUGUUUUCUAUUGGUUUCGAUAUUUAUAGCUCAUCUUCUAGUUUCGAAGUUCUAAUGAUUUUCAGAAUUUGUACUUGUUUUAAGGACGUUAGAUCUUUGUUCCUAGAGGAAUCUUGUCUGUAACAAGAAUUAGAUAAUCUAGAGGUUCUUCUUCCUCAAGGUGUAUUGCUUGUUUUGAAUUAAAUUAAAAUAUUAUAUCAGUCAUAUGUCUGUGAGUUAUAUCUUACCAGGAGGCACCUGAGCUUCUUAAACUAUUUGCUUGUGAUUGCAAACCACUGUAUUUUAAUAUAUUACAGAUUUCAAAUGAUGAGCAGCGAUUGGUUUAAAUAAAUGUCGGUUCAUAACAAUAAACGAAUCAUUAUUUUAAUGGAAAAUACAUAUCUAGUUUUGAAUGUCAAAAUUUUACAUCGAAAGUUGUGAUCAAUGUCUCUUCUUAUUUUUUGUUUGUUUUUAUGUUUUAUUUUAAUUUAUAUUUAUGCAAAAACCGUGUAUGAAAUAAUGCUAUAAAUUGUAAUUAAUAAUUUUUAGGUGUAUUCCAAGUAUGAAAAUAGUUUGUCAUGAAUAAUUUCCAGAAAAAUGUUGCCACAAUAGUCUUAUAGACACCGUUACAAGAUAGGGAAACUAAAGAAUCUUUGAUCCAGAAUAAAUGCUGAUCAAUUUUCAGCAAAGUCUAAAGAUUUGUAAUUAAUUUUUUUUGAUUCUGUGGUUAAUGAGUAAACAUUAGGGAGAUAUAUGAAAAAAAGCUGGAAGGAAUUAAAAUAAUUGAGAACUUUUCGGCGUAGAGUGUAGAAAUUGUCAUAUGGAAUGUUUUAAUUCCCUGUAGGGUUGAACAUUGGAAAUGUUUAUAUGGGUCAGAGUGAAGAAUUGAUCUUGUAUGAGUCUUUUUUGGUAAAACUAGUAAUCUUCAUGACACUAUGGGAAGGUAAAGAAUCUGGGUCCGGUAUGAAUUCUGGUUAAUUUUCUAAAGUAGUUUAAGAAUUCGUAUUUUAUUGGGUCCAUCCUUAAUAGGUAAAGGUUAGAAAAGUAAUAGAGACUGUAAGGAAUUGAAAUAGAGGAGUACUUUUUGGUCCAGAAUUUUGAUACAGUUUGGUAAUUAAAGAUCAUGGUAAGGAAUUUGGAAUCUUGUAGAUACCAUAAAAAUGUAGUGAAAGCGAAGGAUAUUUGGUCUAGGACAGUGUUGCUCAAUAUUUUACUCGAUCUUAAAGAUUUGCAAGGAAUUUUACCAGUUAUGUCAUAAGAGGAAAAUAGUAAGAAAAGGAAGAUGAUAGAUAGAAGGUUGAACUGAUUGAAGUAAAAAAGUACUUUUUGGUCUAGGGGGUUGCGAUUCAGUUUUAGGGUGAAAGAUGAGAACGUCUCAACGGUUAAAAAAGUCGAUGAUUGAUCAUUUGCUAGUCAGAUGAUGGUAAAGAAUAUGGAAGCUUGUAGAUAUUAUGGCAAAAUAGGAGAAAGUAAAGAAUUUUUGGUCAAGGAUAAAUGUUGCUCAAUUUUUUACUUGAGGUUAAAUAUUUGCAAGAAAUUUUACCGAUCCUGUCCGUAAAGGAUGAAGGUAAGUAAGAAAAAUGAUAGGAGCUGAAUUGAAAUAGAAGAGUACUUUUUGGUAUAGAUUUGUGAUUCAGUUUUAACGAAUGAAAGACUCGAUAAUUGACUUUUUUGGGGUUGACAAGAUAGGAAAAAGGAGUCUUUGGUCUGCUCAAUUUUCUACGAAUUUCAUUCUUUGUCCAUAAUAGGUAAAGCUAAUGGAGAAAAAAGGUACAGUUUGGAAGCUUGAAAUUUGUCUUUUAUGUGAGAAAUUUUUCAGUUUGGGUUAAAAAAUGAGACGGUUCAAUGAACAAAAAAGUUGAACCGGAUGAUUGUGAGGAAAUUGAGAACAAAUAUUGCUCAAUUUUCUAUGUGAAUUAGAAGAUUUACAUAGAAUAUUACUGAUUUUAUCCUUACUUAGAAAAUAAAUUGAAGUAGGGGAGUAUUAUUAGGUGUGGAGUGUUGAAAUUUGUCUUUUAUGUGAGCUUUCUUUACCAUAAUUAUGUUUUUUUAUUCAGUUGGUCUUAAAAUAUAGAUGGAAGGGUUGAUAACUUAUAUUUACUAAGCCGAAUUAUGGUCUAGAACAUGGAAUUUUGUAUUCAUCAUUGAAAAAUAUGGAAAGCGUGGAAUCUUUGCUCCUGAAGUAGUGUCUUCAUUAGAAACGAUAUAAAUUAAUAAUGGAUAAAUUCUACUACUAAUAAUUAACUUUAAACAAUAGAAAUAAAUUCUAAAGAAUGUUGCUAGCACAUCAUGCCAUACUGUUUUCAUACGAAACAAUUUUUUUAACAAACUUUUUUUAUUCAAUAUUUCCUAGUUAGUUGCUCGAGGUGUUGUUUUUAUGAAUAUUGUAUAAAAAUCUUAGUUGCCAAACGUUAUUUUUAUCUACUAUGCAGAUAUAAACUCUUUAUUAUAUUGCUGACAAUAAAUAUUUGCCUAAAACGCUACAUUUGUGAUUGUUAUUUUACGUCAAAUUGAGCAAAAAUGAUUUUCGAAAAGUUAUCUGUAAACUGAAAUUAUAAAUAUAUUCACAGUUUACGAGUACUGCAAUUCAAUAAA
Messenger RNA from Diorhabda sublineata, 5123 nucleotides. RefSeq names its product serine/threonine-protein kinase OSR1 (gene fray). Lineage: Eukaryota; Metazoa; Arthropoda; Insecta; Coleoptera; Chrysomelidae. The record is from RefSeq and is a predicted model, not a curated record. The coding region runs from base 241 to 1971 and encodes 576 amino acids. The transcript is spliced from 11 exons. Gene Ontology annotation, molecular function: protein serine/threonine kinase activity; ATP binding. Gene Ontology annotation, biological process: protein phosphorylation.